Orcinus orca (killer whale) is the source of this 905-nucleotide messenger RNA. Its product is annotated as NF-kappa-B inhibitor-interacting Ras-like protein 1. The record is from RefSeq and is a predicted model, not a curated record. The transcript has a single exon. Bases 50 to 628 code for a protein of 192 amino acids. Gene Ontology annotation, molecular function: GTPase activity; GTP binding. Gene Ontology annotation, biological process: canonical NF-kappaB signal transduction. NCBI's taxonomy places the organism in Eukaryota, Metazoa, Chordata, Mammalia, Artiodactyla, Delphinidae.
GGGGGCCCCGGUGGCGCUGCCCCAGCCGGCAGUGAUAUCCUAAGGGAAGAUGGGAAAGGGCUGUAAGGUUGUGGUUUGUGGCUUGUUAUCUGUGGGGAAAACGGCAAUUUUGGAGCAGCUCCUUUAUGGGAAUCAUACUAUUGGAAUGGAGGACUGUGAAACAAUGGAAGAUGUGUAUAUGGCUUCAGUGGAAACGGAUCGGGGAGUCAAGGAACAGUUACAUCUUUACGACACCAGAGGCCUACAGGAAGGCGUGGAGCUGCCAAAGCAUUAUUUUUCAUUUGCUGAUGGCUUUGUUCUUGUGUACAGUGUGAAUAACCUUGAAUCCUUUCAAAGAGUGGAGCUUCUGAAAAAAGAAAUUGAUAAGUUCAAAGACAAAAAAGAGGUGGCCAUUGUCGUGUUAGGAAACAAAACUGACCUUUCUGAGCAGAGACAAGUGGACGCCGAAGUGGCACAGCGGUGGGCCAGGAGUGAGAAGGUGCAUCUGUGGGAGGUGACGGUCACAGACCGCAAGACCCUGAUCGAGCCCUUCACCCUGCUAGCCCACAAACUCUCCCAGCCCCAGAGCAAACCGAGCUUCCCUCUGCCUGGGAGGAGAAGCAAAGGCAACUCCAGCUCUGAGAACUAAACCCUAGGGUGCACAACUGUCCCUUGAAUGGUGACUGCCUCGAGGUGUCUGUGAACUUAUGUAAAACAGGCCAUUUCUGUCUACCUUUGGUCCUUAGGAAGACCCUGGGGAAGUAAUUUAAUGCACUUCCAGUUAUGAUUCAGUUACUGUUCCCUGACAUGAAAUAAUAAUAUAUUUGCGUUCUCCUUGUUUCAGACUUGUCCCUAAAAUUAGCACCUUUGUUAUCUGUAUUAUGUUGCAUUUGCCAAAAGAAUAAAAUAAAAUCUGGGUGGUAAAA